AUGAUGGCAGGAAUGAAAAUCCAACUGGUGUGCAUGAUACUCCUGGCUUUCAGCUCCUGGAGUCUGUGCUCAGAUUCAGAAGAGGAAAUGAAAGCGUUAGAAGCAGAUUUAUUGACCAAUAUGCAUACAUCAAAGAUCAGUAAAGCAAGUGUUCCCUCUUGGAAAAUGAGCCUGCUGAAUGUUUGCAGUCUUAUAAAUAACAUGAAUAGCCAAGCCGAGGAAACAGGAGAGUUUCCUGAGGAGGAGCUUAUUACAAAAAGGAAAUUUCCAACUACCUUAGAUGGCUUUAGCUUGGAAGCAAUGCUGACAAUAUACCAGCUCCGAAAAAUCUGUCACAGCAGGGCCUUUCAACACUGGGAGUUGAUUCAGGAAGAGGUUCUUGAUACUGGAAAUGAUAAAAAUGAAAAGGAAGAAGUUAUAAAGAGAAAAAUUCCUUACAUUCUGAAACGGCAGCUGUAUGAGAAUAAACCCAGAAGACCCUACAUACUCAAAAGAGGUUCUUACUACUACUGA
Messenger RNA from Mesoplodon densirostris (Blainville's beaked whale), 513 nucleotides. It is a transcript of the gene NTS, whose product is annotated as neurotensin. Gene Ontology annotation, molecular function: neuropeptide hormone activity. Bases 1 to 513 code for a protein of 170 amino acids. Lineage: Eukaryota; Metazoa; Chordata; Mammalia; Artiodactyla; Ziphiidae. The transcript is spliced from 4 exons. Gene Ontology annotation, cellular component: axon terminus; extracellular region. The record is from RefSeq and is a predicted model, not a curated record.